CGGGGAUCGAUCACCGGCCCCACAGAUUCCAAACCCUUCUUAAGACUCACUCACUCCGGCAGAGCUUAAAACCCUCUUCCAAUGGCGGCCACCUUGCUUUCUCACCCCUCCUUUCGUAAUUUUCUUAACUGUUCUACAGCUUCUUCUCCAAGGGAAACAGCAAAACCUAGCCUUUCUUUCCCCGCUUUUAAGAUCCGCAGCCGUAUCCUUUCUGCGCUAACUUCUUCCUCCGUCGCCAUUGCUGACCCUGAACCCCUUUACGCCUCUGUCAAGUCUUUCGCUCCGGCCACCGUCGCAAACCUUGGCCCUGGAUUCGACUUCCUCGGGUGCGCCGUCGAUGGAAUCGGCGAUUUCGUCACCGUCCGCGUCGAUCCCGAUGUUCGCCCCGGAGAAGUCUCGAUCUCUGAAAUCACCGGUGCCGGGAAUAAGCUUAGCAAGGACCCGCUCUGGAAUUGCUCCGGCAUCGCCGCCAUCGCCGUGAUGAAGAUGCUUGGCAUCCAAUCCGUCGGGCUCUCUCUCUCUCUCGAGAAGGGGCUGCCAUUGGGGAGUGGGCUGGGAUCCAGCGCCGCCAGCGCCGCCGCCGCCGCCGUUGCUGUCAACGAGAUUUUCGGAGGUCGACUUUCGGUUUCAGACCUUGUGUUCGCCGGGCUAGAGUCGGAAUCGAAGGUCUCCGGUUACCACGCGGACAAUGUGGCACCGUCAAUUAUGGGUGGGUUUGUGCUGAUCCGGAGCUACGAACCGCUGGAUCUGAUCCGGUUGAAGUUUCCAGAAGAUAAGAGCCUCUUCUUCGUGCUGGUGAACCCGGAGUUUGAAGCUCCGACGAAGAAGAUGAGGGCGGCGCUGCCGCAGAAUAUAACAAUGGCGGACCACAUCUGGAACAGUAGCCAAGCCGGGGCUCUGGUAGCGUCGGUGUUGCAGGGAGACGUGGCGGGAAUGGGGAAGGCGCUGUCGUCCGACAAGAUAGUGGAGCCGAGGAGGGCGCCACUGAUCCCGGGGAUGGAGGCGGUGAAGAAGGCAGCCAUUGAGGGAGGAGCAUUCGGAUGCACCAUCAGCGGGGCGGGGCCCACUGCAGUAGCCAUCACAGACGACGAGGAGAGAGGAAGGGUGAUCGGUGAAAGGAUGGUGGAGGCGUUUCUCCGGGAAGGGAAUCUAAAGGCUUUGGCUAUGGUAAAGAAGCUUGAUAGAGUUGGUGCUAGACUUCUCAGCAGUAGUACCACAUAGAUACAGAGAGUAUUCCUUUUUUUAUUUUCUCAAAAACUUUCAACUAAUUUGUGCUAUUGGUAAUUUCUCUCCUUUGUGCAAAUUCGAUUGCAUUUUUUUUACUUUUUGUUUCUUAUUUAAGUCAAAGGUAAUAAUGCCCAAUAAAUGAAUAUAAAUGCUGUAUUUAUGAAUAAUAAACCCAAAAUCAUAC
Molecule: messenger RNA, 1411 nt
Organism: Cuscuta europaea
Lineage: Eukaryota; Viridiplantae; Streptophyta; Magnoliopsida; Solanales; Convolvulaceae
Source: the annotation of a GenBank genome assembly